Molecule: messenger RNA, 3835 nt
Organism: Clarias gariepinus (North African catfish)
Lineage: Eukaryota; Metazoa; Chordata; Actinopteri; Siluriformes; Clariidae
Product: polycystic kidney disease protein 1-like 2
Exons: 22
Coding region: 44-3343 (1099 amino acids)
Biological process (GO): detection of mechanical stimulus
Cellular component (GO): membrane
Molecular function (GO): protein binding; calcium channel activity
Source: RefSeq, a predicted model, not a curated record
UUGACUGAAAGUGAGGUUUGCUCAUUUUUCUGCUCUUUCCACAAUGCCUUUCUCAAGGCACCUCUGCAUUUAUUGUGGGAUUUUAGGGACUUUUCUCUUAUCUGUCUACGCCGUGACACUGAAGACGUCCCGAGAUGGACUAGGCAAGCAACAUGUCAAAAAAGCAGUUUUCCAGGAUGUAUUGUACGAAUUUGUCAUAAAGCCACACUCACUGGGACAGGCGAGUGAAGACUGCUCGGCCCGAGGAGGGAAACUUCUGAAUUAUCUGGACUGUGAAAUCAAGAAUUUCUUUUCCGAAUUGUUCAAGGAACAUGGCAGCGCUGCUCCAGGCUGGUGGAUCGAUGGUGGUUUGACAGGAUCUUACGAUGAAUGUGUAGAUAUUACAGCAAUGCCUACUCCUCAACCUGGUCUACAGUCUUGCACAUACUUAAUAAUGGAUCCUUUCCAGCUAGUGACCACACCCUACUGCAAUAUGACCUUCAGUUACCUGUGUACUCAGGAUUUACAAGCAGAUAAAAAAGAAAAUAAACGCACAGAGAGGAGCAUUCGGGUUCGGAGGAGCACAGACAACAUAAUCAGUGGCUUGUUAGGGCAAAUGAAUACAGGAGCAUCAGCAACAAAAUUGACAGACGUCCUUGUUGCUGCUAAUCAAAUAUUAUACCAUGUUGCAAAUGACCCGAUGGUGAUGGAUUUUUCUGCAAAGAAACAGUACUUUGAGUAUAUACUAAAAACCUUAAAGGCAAUGAAAUCAAUAGGCGCAGAGAAGGACCUCACUGUAAACUGUACUGCAGGCCUUGUUUCACACAAUUCUGAACAGUGUGACUCAGAUAUCACCCCAGAAAAUGUUGAGGAGCUGAUUAUUCUAGCUUCCCAGAUUUAUAUGCAGAUAAAUAUACUGACAUCGCAAGCAACUAAUCAAGUAUACGCCUGGCCUUUCAUAGAGGGGACACUCUUUACAACACAACAGGAACCAAAAAAUUUGGAGAACAUGACACUUGGGAACAUGGCCGAUGGUGCUUGUCAGUUUCCAAGUUUUGAUACAUUAAAGGGACAGAUGCCAGCUACCCCUGUCAGCGUUCAGCUGUUUGGUUAUAAAUCAAACCCAAUGGUUGGCCAAUCAAACGUUAGCAUCACCGGAACUGUUUGCAGCCUGUCAAUCACGAAUGAUGCAUCAUCUACUGUCAAACUCAGCAAUCUCUCAAGUUUCAUAGAAGUAUUUCUGCCACGUGACAAUGCCCCUGAACCAGAACUUAAAAGUGCACCUGUGAAAUACGGGUUUGCUUUGAUCACAUCCUUCAACGUCACGGACCCGAACUCAACUGUCAUUGUUACUGCACUGCCACAAAAUACAAGCUACUCUCUUCUGGUGUCCCUGUCUCACACCUACCAAUCAACCAAUAGCAGUCUCCGUACCAUCCUGACUGGCCGCAGUGAUAAAUAUCGCUGGAUCAUCCACCCCGAGAUGCUCAACGGUAGCAGAGGGACUAUGUAUGUGAACAUAACGCUGCACAACUACACAUCGAGUGUUCCAGUGAACGUCAGUGUCUCGCUCAUGAACUUUAAGUGUGUGUACUGGGAUAACGAUUUAAACGACUGGAGCAGAGAUGGAUGCUGGGUCGGUCCCAAAACGGAACCCAACAUGACGCAUUGCUUGUGUAACCAUAACACUUUUUACGGAAGCAGCUUUUUUGUGAUGCCCAAUCCAAUAGACUUGUCAAAAACAGCUGCGCUUUUCGCCACCAUCAACCAAAAUUACGUGGUCGCCGCUGUCCUUGGUGCUUUUUUCUUCCUCUAUCUGAUCCUCGUGGUAUGGGCCUGGUACGCUGACAAGAAAGCCCAGAGAACGCGCAAGGUAAUGCUGCUGGAGGACAAUCAUCCCUGCGCUCAUUAUAACUACAUGGUGAAUGUACAGACAGGAAACCGGAAGCAAGCGGGAACCACGGCUAAGGUUAUGAUGUCUAUGGAUGGCACUGAUGGCGAGAGCGACAUCCAUCACCUAACUUACCCGGAUCAGCCUGCAUUUGAGAAAGGAGGAGUGGACGUAUUUAUGAUUAGCACUCCGUUCCCACUUGGAGAGCUCCAGAGCCUUAAACUGUGGCAUGACAACACUGGAGGAGAUCCAGACUGGUAUGUACAGAAGGUGAUAGUGCAGGACUUGCAGACCCGUCAGAUCUGGCACUUCCUGUGCAACACCUGGAUAAAGGGUAACGGCGACAAAAGAACCUUCAACCCAGCGAAGAAGAACGAGAUCACCAGUUUUGGCAAUUUAUUCCACGCUCGGACAUCCACUGGCUUCCGAGACGAGCACAUUUGGAUGUCUAUUGUGAAUCCUCCACGCCACAGCCCCUUCACCCGAGUGCAGCGAGUCUCCUGCUGUAUGUGCCUGCUGCUGUGUACCAUGGUCAUUAACAUCAUGUUCUGGAACAUUCCCAAAGAUGGAGAAUCUCCUGUCAUCGUUAAGAUAGCUGACUUUCAACUCACCUGGCAGCAGAUCAUGGUAGCAGUGGAAAGUGCCCUCCUCAUGUUCCCCAUUAACAUCCUCAUCGUCACCAUAUUCCGCAGUAUACAGCCUCGUAUUAAAAAAGAAGAUGUGGAAAAGUCCAAAACCAGCACUGGCGACAAAUCUUCUGUUGUUUCCAUGCAGACUAUCCUUAAGGACACACAAGAUAUUGUAAAUCUCCUGAGCAAAAGUCCCAAGAACUGCGUGAUUGCCAUGUCGCAAAGUCUUGAGACCACCGCAGACCUGUUUGCUGCGCUUAAUCAAAUGCAUGACGUUGUUGUAAAUAUACAAGGCCAGACAGUCGGGGAUCAGCACUGGGCCCACUGUAGCCGUUUUCUCUUUCACACUUCAUGCCAUUUGUCAAAGUUACUGGAACGUGCCGGAGAGAAAGUGUUUCCUCAUCCUGAGGAUCUCGAUCUGGCCAAGAGCACGGUGAACAUGAUGCUGAAGAAGUCUGAGGCAUUGACCAGCACUCAUCCAGUGCAGUGCUUCGUGCCUGUACAAGAUAAACCGAAAAAAUCCGGCUGCAAGCUGCCCUGGUGGUUCGUCUUUAUCGGCUGGGGUCUCCUCCUUGCCAUAAGCGGCAUCUCGACCUUCUUCACCCUGCUGUACGGCCUUCAGUAUGGAAAGGACUCGUCCACUAAAUGGGUCAUCACCCUCACAUUGUCCAUGUUCCAGAGCAUCUUCAUCAUCCAGCCUCUGAAGGUUGUCGGUCUGGCCAUCUUCUUCGCGCUCAUCCUGAGGCCGGUGACAGUCGACGAUGACCAGGAGGUUGAAAUUUUGCUAGACGAAAAACAAGAAAAAUGUGAGGAAUACUGUGGACGGCACAUGCACCAGGCCUAGAUGAUAAGAAGAACCAAUGCAAAAGAACUGAACUAAACUGACUCUUGAAGUAAACAUGAUAUGGGUGGAGGUUUUAUCUUUUGUAUCAUAAAUGUGUACUAUAUGUGCCUUUAUUUUUCCUCUAAAACCCCAUAAUGCAUGCAAAAUACAGUGCAACCUGUAAGUACCUGUAAAGUGACACAUUGGAUUUGAAAUCAAUAACUAAGUGGUUAAAAUGCAACAUCAAAAUCCGAGCCAUACUUUUACACUGCACAUGUUCAAACUGACAGAAAUCGUGUCACUAGUUAAUUGCUUACAGAGUGCUCAGAUUAUUUUUUUUUUUGCAACUUAUUUACUAUAUAUAUAUAAUCUUAGCAAAACUGUAUAUUUUAUUAUAUGUUUAAAAUGAGAACGUGUAAAGAAAUUAAACACCGCAUCAUAACUUUGUGGGAAUGUCGAAGUGGAAUAAGCGAUCUGGUUUUCUCAUUUCAGAGAUUUGGGUGUAAAUAUAUC